AUGAUUGCGAUUGGUUUUGAGGGUUCAGCAAAUAAAUUAGGAAUAGGCAUUAUAGAACACAAUACUGAAUCAGGCGUAGUAAAUAUAUUGGCAAAUAUACGACACACACACGUUACACCCCCAGGAACAGGAUUUUUACCGAGGGAUACUGCUGUUCAUCAUAGGGAGCAUAUCGUACCGGUUGUUAAAGAAGCUUUAAAAACUUCUAAUGUUCAAAUUAAGGAUAUCGAUGUUAUCUGUUAUACCAAAGGACCAGGAAUGGGAGCUCCCUUAGUUUCUGUUGCAGUUGUCGCUCGAACUUUGGCGUUAUUAUGGAACAAGCCAAUUGUAGGAGUAAAUCAUUGUAUAGGACAUAUUGAAAUGGGGAGGGAAAUUACUAAAGCCGAUAAUCCUGUGGUAUUAUAUGUUAGUGGAGGAAAUACUCAGGUAAUCGCAUAUUCAGAGCACAGAUAUCGAAUAUUUGGAGAAACCCUCGAUAUUGCGGUUGGUAAUUGUUUAGAUAGAUUUGCAAGGAUAUUAAAUUUAUCCAAUGACCCAAGUCCAGGUUAUAACAUUGAACAACACGCAAAAAAAGGAAAAAAGUUUAUCGAAUUACCUUAUACCGUAAAAGGAAUGGACGUAUCAUUUUCAGGGAUUUUAUCAAAUAUAGAAACCAUCAAAAAUGAACAAUCGUGUUCCCCUGAAGAUUUGUGUUUCUCUUUGCAAGAAACUGUUUUUGCCAUGUUGGUUGAAAUUACUGAAAGAGCCAUGGCACAUAUUGGCAGUAAAGAGGUGUUAAUUGUUGGUGGCGUUGGAUGUAAUUUGAGAUUACAAGAAAUGAUGGCACAAAUGGUUGAACAACGUGAUGGAAAAGUUUUUGCUACCGACGAAAGAUUUUGUAUUGAUAAUGGAAUUAUGAUAGCUCAUGCUGGUUUGCUUGCUUAUAGAACUGGUUUUAUUACUCCAUUAGAAAGAUCAACUUGUACUCAAAGGUAUGUGAUGUUAAUUUGCUUUUGA
Messenger RNA from Funneliformis caledonium, 996 nucleotides. NCBI's taxonomy places the organism in Eukaryota, Fungi, Glomeromycota, Glomeromycetes, Glomerales, Glomeraceae. The record is from the annotation of a GenBank genome assembly.